UAGGGAGGGAGGGGGAGAAUCCAAUCCGGUUUGAGCUAGUUUUUGUUCCAAUGGAACAUUAUCGUCUCGCUUCGCUGUAAUAGACCUUAGUUAGAAUCCUAAACAGUAUUUCCUACUCUAUCUUCGGCUGUAUCUAAAUACAUUUCGCCGCUUUUUCCCGCUCCAAACCACAACAAAUCAACCAUGCCGAAAAGGAGGAUGAAAAAUGAUGAAGCUGAAGCCGGUGAUUCGGCCAGGAGGACGUCGUCAAGACUAAAGGACAGAGCUGCCCCAGCACCCGUUGUAACAGCAGAGCCCAAGCAAAAGAUAAAGAAGGCCCCCGCCAAGCCCAAAAAGGCCAAGGAGGUGGAGAAGCCCAAGCCAGAGGAGGAAGCAGAGGCCCCCGCGGAAAAUGGCGAGGCCAAGGAUGAGGCUCCAUCUACAGACGAGGACAAAAAGAAGGAAGAUGCAGAGUAGCGGUUCGCCGUCACCGGACUUGUUUGACCCAGCGCUCCCUGUUCCUCCUUUUAUUUCUUUUCUUGUACAAUUCAGGGGAAUAUUUUUACCAACUAUUUUCUAAAUACUGUUUUUUUUAGUAGUGUGAUUUGUAGAAACGGGUGGGAAGGGGGGGGAGGGGAGAGACACAAGCUUUUCAGUUGUUGUUUUUUUUAGAUGACGAGAAUACAAGUUUCAAGAUCAACAUCCACAAAUUGGACGCCGUGGGAUGACUUGUACAAAUAAUUUGACACCAUUGGUUUUCUUUGGGUGGGAUGGGAUGGGGGGUUAGUUGUGUGGGGCAAGUUACCGUCUGAAAAACGUAUAUAAUUUCCAGGGUGAGCUUAAUUGUUAACUCGGGAGCGCUUACCUGAGUGGAUAACAUUCCAUUAGAUGCUUUUUUUAAUGGUCAGUAUACUGUAAGUAUCGAGGGCAGUA
Messenger RNA from Gadus chalcogrammus (walleye pollock), 912 nucleotides. It is a transcript of the gene hmgn1b, whose product is annotated as high mobility group nucleosome binding domain 1b. NCBI's taxonomy places the organism in Eukaryota, Metazoa, Chordata, Actinopteri, Gadiformes, Gadidae. The coding region runs from base 184 to 456 and encodes 90 amino acids. The record is from RefSeq and is a predicted model, not a curated record. The transcript has 6 exons.